AUGUCGACCGUCCAGCGGAUGAACCGAAAAUUAUCCGAAGAACGCGAUGCGGAACGCGCCUCUCAGUUGGCCAAGGAAGCCGUCGAACUCUCCAACGCCGGUGACAAAGUGCAAGCGUCGAGAAAGCUGAGGGAAGCCGCUGCAUUGGGUCAUGCCAACCCGGAUGUCCAGGCGGCCUUUUUCGCCAUUCACCAUGAUGACCAGCUCAAUUCGCCCCUUUUGGACCUGGUCAGGAGGUAUGCCCUCUACCACGACAACUCGGCCGGUGAAGAUGCUAUCAAGUAUCUGAAGAGCUCCGAGGCUUCUAAUGCUGCUGCUGUUGCCCUCGAAUGCUUACAAAUCAUCCUCGAAUGCCGCCAGUCCACCAUGUCCGACGCCCAAGAUUUCAUCAUCGCCGAGCUCGCCAAACGGAGUCCCGCAGUUCGAAAGUAUCUGGCCACUGAGCUCCAAAUUUCGACGACCUCCUUCUUUGAGAAUGUUUACGAAAGGGGCGAUGACGCCGCCAAUUGCCUUCGCUCUGUCGUGCUCGAUGUCACAUUAUGGCCAUCCGAGGACGUCCGACUCCGCGUGGAAGAUGAUCUAUUCCAGCUCUUCCUCGCCAAGUUGAUGGAAACUGGCCACGAUCAUGAUGGCCGAGCUCUCAAAGGCAUCGCCCUAUUGUUGAUCGCCGACACGCAGCGACUUCAUACGUUCAUCGACGAGGAUGCAUACGAAGCCCUCAUGGGCUCCCUGGAUUUGAGACUCCCUCCGGAUGUCCGAGGACAGGCGACCCUCGUCCUGUCCAAGUACUUUGAAGUGGCGGAACCCACCGGUCAAGAAUAUCUGUCCAACUAUAUCACAAGCCACGUCCAACGCAAAAAGGGCGACGACCUCGUUUUGGCUUUUUCGGCUGGGGCAAGUCUCUUUCCAGUCAUCCCUGCCGUCGUGGCUCCGCUCUUUUUGGUGGAUGGCUUUCUCUCCUCGCUCAUGCCGCUCCUCGACAGAAGGUUCAGCAGUCCUCUCGUCCAUGACGCCUUCCUCUUUUUGCUCAAUGCUGCUUGCAUCGACAGCGCCUGUCGGACAGCGAUCGCACAGCACUGUGCAUCUUGGCUAGCGGAUAAAGUCAGCAACGGCACCGGCAAACAGCCAUCGGUGGCGGCCACCGUGUUGGCUAAGUUGAGAACUUCGGGAGUCAAGAUCGGGGAUCAGAGAGCCAGCAAGGCCGAUGAUGAUGUUAGUGAACUCGUUGAUCUUUUCAAGAAAUCCCUCACCGUUGUUGAAGAAGGAAAGAACAUUUCUGACUCGAUUGAAGGCCUUGCGUAUACAUCUUUAAAGCCCGAGAUUAAAGAAUCGCUCGCAAAAGAUAGCAAGUUCCUCAAAUCUCUCCUUCAAGUCCUCGACGAAAACCACACUACUCCGGAAGUCGUGGUGGGGGGAUUGAGUAUCAUUUCGAACCUCACACAAUAUGCGCCAACCCUGUCGGAAGAGCAGAAGAAGAUGUCGCAGUUGAAAGCAUAUGCAAAUGCUACGAAACCUGUCGAACCGAACCCUUUGGAGGAUGACGAGCAUGUGCGGGCACGUUGCACAGCGGUGGUCCAGGCGGGAAUCGUGGCCUCACUGAUCAGACUAAACAAGGGCAGGUCUCCGGCUACAGCACAGCUGAGCGAUAAAAUACUCCUGUCGCUAUCCAUGAAUCCAAAAGAUAGGGGGAAAAUUGCUCAGCAGGGAGCCGUCAAACUUUUAGUUUCUCACGCACAGAGAAGUCUACAAUCAUCCGAGAACACUCAAGCCAGCCCCGAUGCCGCCCACGCUCUGGCGCGGAUCUUGAUCUCCUUGAAUCCAGCACACAUCUUCACACCGGGUUCGACGCCUGAUAUCACGGAUGCUGUCCCACCACUAGUGGCGUUGCUGAAGUCCUCGGGCGGAGCAGGCCUUAACGACCAGCCGCGAGAUCUCCUUCCAGUCUUCGAAAGUCUUCUUGCCCUAACCAACCUGGCAUCAGCCCCUACCUCUAACGCAGCUUCUUUCAUCAUAAAAUCUGCCUGGGACGACAUCGAAGAUUUUCUCCUGGGAAACAAUGAGCUCGUCCGCCGUGCAGCUUGCGAAUUGAUAUGUAAUUUGACAGUGGUUCCCACCGGCGCCGAGAAAUUUGCCGACGGUUCGAAGCGUGCAGCACAACGAUUACACAUCCUUGUUGCGAUGGCCGAUGUUGAAGAUUUACCCACAAGGCGCGCUGCGGGUGGGGCCCUAGCCAUGCUCACAGAACAAUACGUUGACAUCAUAACCGCAAUGCUCGAAUUCAAACGAGCGCCAGAGAUUCUUCUAGAGCUAUGCCUCGAUGAAGAUCCGGGCGUGGUGCAUAGAGGCUUAGUCGUGGUCAGAAACAUGUUAUGUUGCGACGAAGCAGAUGUGGAGAACAAGACAUUGGCUCUCAGGGUUAAAGAGGCGUUCAAGAAAGAAGGCGCCGUGGAGAAAUUGAAGACUUCUCUGAAGCAGACCAAGGAUCCGGAACUGCUGAGCAUCGGAGUACAAGCUUUGAAGGUCUUGGUGGACGAUCGAACGAGGUGA
Messenger RNA from Fonsecaea multimorphosa CBS 102226, 2547 nucleotides. RefSeq lists its product as uncharacterized. The coding region runs from base 1 to 2547 and encodes 848 amino acids. NCBI's taxonomy places the organism in Eukaryota, Fungi, Ascomycota, Eurotiomycetes, Chaetothyriales, Herpotrichiellaceae. The transcript is spliced from 2 exons. The record is from RefSeq and is a predicted model, not a curated record.